Messenger RNA from Moneuplotes crassus, 979 nucleotides. The record is from the annotation of a GenBank genome assembly. NCBI's taxonomy places the organism in Eukaryota, Ciliophora, Spirotrichea, Euplotida, Euplotidae.
AUGGAAGAGGAAAAGUUCAUUAAAGAGGCUGAGAUCUAUUACAAGCUUUCAGAGGAGAUUAAGCAAAGCAAUCCGCUGGUAGCUUAUUUCGUCAACCUCCAUGGUCUCAGGAUGUUAGCCAGGAAUGUUGAUAAAUAAGAAAAUCCCUUUAGAAAGAGUCAAAAAGGCUCUACUAGAAGAAAUGAAACCUACUUUAGAUAUCUCUAAUAAAAACGAAGCAAAGGAGAUUUUUGAAGAAUUUGUGUUCACAGCAUUAGCUUAUGCUGAUAAGAAGGAGAAGGAUAAAUCAGAAAAAGUUACACAGGAAACAGCAAAGAAUUUUGCAACAAUUGCUCUUCUCAUUGAAGUUAUGGAAACCUUCGAAUGACUUAGUGAAGAGUGGCAAGAGAGAAAGCAAUAUUGCAUCUUUAAAGCAGGUCAUAUUCAACAAUGUCUAGCAAAGAAGAAAACUCCUAAGAGAGGAAAUCCUUUUAAAGAGAAAGACUUGAAGAAAGAUCAUCAUCCCUUAAUUCCACUUCCUCAAGACCCUCCUGAUGAAGGAGGUAUCAGAGCUGCUCUACUACCUUCAAAAACCACCCAGUUCCGGAAGCCAUUGGAUUCUUUAAAAGAGCCAGAGGAAAGGAAAUUCAAGGACAAAGACAAAGUGAAUAUUAACAAGGUUGUAGAUUUUUAUGCAUCAACUUUCGGUGAUAUCCCAGGUGGUGACAGCGCAAAUGAUCAUAUUAAUAAAGAUGGAGGAUAUCCUCAAAUAGACUUUUUCGACCAAAAUAUGUCUCAGAGGAGAUCGAAGGGUUUUACUGUUGUCAGUGGUUCAAGAGAUAUGAAUUCUAGGGCAAUUGGUCAUAAGAAGGGGAUUAAAAAUGGAAAAGAAAUUAAGAAAUGAGUCCAAGCAGCUAUGAGCAAUCUCACAUAUUAUAAGCCUGAUCUAGCAAUUGAGGAGUUAGAGAAUGCUCUUGAGAUGCUUAAGGAUGAAUUAUAA